Molecule: messenger RNA, 4711 nt
Organism: Capsicum annuum
Lineage: Eukaryota; Viridiplantae; Streptophyta; Magnoliopsida; Solanales; Solanaceae
Exons: 12
Coding region: 167-3838 (1223 amino acids)
Molecular function (GO): protein binding
Source: RefSeq, a predicted model, not a curated record
AAGCCAAAAAUAUAAAUUAAAAAAAAAGAAAAAAAAGGAGACCGUCCUCUACAAACUUCUUUAGAUUUAUCCCCCAAACAAAGCAAUUUCAUGAUAAUCGAAAGAUUCUUUGAAAAUUGAUCAAGAAUAUAUCGAAGUAAACGCCGGCCGUCUGAUUAGAUGACAUAUGUCGCCGGCGUUGACCGACACCGAUGAUUUGCAUCUGCAUAAAGGUCAGAUUUUUAACGCUCAAUCUUCUUACAAUUAUCUUUCAAUGGAUCACAAUCUUGAGUUCACUUCACCGGGUCCGAAUCCGUCCUCAAGGCUGCAAAAACCCAGAUUGUAUAAGAAGAAAUACACGGGUGCUGCUCAUAGAAAGGACCAAAUGUUGAACCCUUUUGGGGAAAAUCAAGACACGGGUCAUCAUGUGGAGUCGGUUUCUGGGAAAUUUGGCAAUGUGAGUUUUGCUUCUGGGGUUGAUAGGGGUAGUGGGGUUGUUGGUAAUCAAGGGUUUGUUUUUGGAGCUAGUAGAAGUAGUGCUAAUAAUGGUAGUUUGUUUGGAACAACAAUUCCUGUUGAUGAAUUGAGGAAACUGAAUCUUGAAAGUGAUAAGCAAGGAGGAUCUUUUGUGUUUACGGGUGGCGAUACGAAGCUUGAUGAAAUGGUGAGUAAGGAAGUGGAGGACAAGUUAAAUAUCAAGAGUGAGGAGGGAACUGUUGACUCUGCGCGUAUUGUGGACAGUGUAAAAUCCGAGUGUAACGUUUUUGGCAGCUUUGCUAGUAGUGAAAAUGCUGAUAGUAAAAUUGGUGGGGUUGUAGGAGUUGAGCUCUUGAAUGAGAUGGAUAAAUUGAAUAUCAAAGGAAGAACUGAGAAUGAGAUGAAGGACUAUGGAAAAUCGGAGAUGUUGCUCCAUGAUAAGAUGAAAAACAUGCAAAUAAAUGAGCCUAUGGGUUCGUAUGUUGCUAAUGAGAAUGUAAAAGUUGGUCCAAGUUCAAGUUACCCUAGUGGAAAUGCUGUUAAUAAGAGUGCCAGUGGAGUUUCAAUUCGUUCAGGGUUCACAUUUCAGGCAGGGAUGCAGAAUAAUCAGUAUAAUAAUCAGGUUCAUCUAGACGCUCAUAGUGGUGCAUUUCCCUCCUGUAAUAUCCCUGUUGAAUCUAUGAUGGGUACUUUUGAAGUACCAUCAACUGAUAGGACUGGAAAGAAGGUUGAAUUUAGUUUCACUGCUAAGUCUGUUGGCAUGCUAAUGCAAAAUCUUACACCAACUACUAAAGGAAGCUUAAAUAAGAAAGUUGAAACUAGAAAGGAAGCAACUAGAGAUCCUAGAUACAAGAAAAAGAAGUUGAAACCUAAGCAAACACUCUCAACGCCACUGAACUUUGCGCAAGACUUUGCCUUCAGAGGAAGUUCAGAAGGGAAUGCUGAACCUUCUGAACUGUAUUCACCAAUGGAUAUUUCUCCAUAUCGUGAAACACUAGCAGAUGGUACACUUUCAAGAGGAACUUCUGUGGCUUCUGAUGAGUCGUUCGUUCUGAAUGAGAAUUAUUGUUCAAGCGAUUCACGUCCUGCAGUUUCAAAUGAUGUAACAGAUGAAGAUCUGAUAGAUGCAACAGUAUGCAUGAAUAUCAAUGAAAAUGAUGUGACAUAUAGUGAAGCACAAGAAGUAGAAUUCAGACACUCAAGUCAUCAUGGUGUAGAUACAGGCGGUCCUUCUGAAGAGUCUAUAUCUGGGACUGAAACUGAAAGCUUUAAAUCUGCUGCGGAGCAUUUAGAUUAUAGUACUGAUUCUUUCGGAACUGCAGCAGAUACUGAAGUGACUUCUAGAUCAACAAUUGAGAGACAAGAUACUGACGGGGGAAGUCAGUUUAAUGUUGCUUCAAAUUUAGAAGAGGCUUGCCAGGGUAGCUUCAUAUUUGCUGCAUCCUCUGUUGCUCAUAAUCAGAUAGCAGCGGCAACACACCAACAGAAGAAGAAAAAUCGAAUGAAGAUCAUUAAUGAUUCGUGUAGUUCAACUACAAAAUUGUCUUACUCCUCGUCACCUGGGCAAUUUUUUCAAGUUUCUGGGUCAUCUCCUCUUUCAUCUCCCACUCAGGGUAAGAAAGGAGAUAUACCUGCUAUGAUAAGCCAUAGCCAGGGAAAUAAUGAACAAGCUAGGAUCAAGGAGGUCAACCCUGAAACAGUUGCUGCAAGCAUGGCUGCUCAGGAAGCAUGUGAAAAAUGGCGAUUGAGGGGGAAUCAAGCCUAUGCAAAUGGAAACUUAUCUAAAGCAGAGGAAUGCUACACACAAGGACUGAACUGUGUGACUGAAAGUGACACAUCUAAGAGCUGUCUUCGGGCUUUAAUGUUAUGCUAUAGCAACCGUGCAGCAACACGUAUGUCUCUCGGAAGAAUGAGAGAAGCACUAGAGGAUUGUAUGAAGGCUGUUGCAUUAGAUCCAAACUUUUUCAGGGUCCAAGUUCGAGCUGCAAACUGUUACCUUGCUCUUGGGGAAGUCGAAAAUUCAUCAAAUUUUUUCAUGAAGUGCUUGCAACAUGGUCCAGAAGCGUGUGUGGAUAGAAAAAUAUUGGUGGAAGCCUCGGAGGGCUUGGAAAAAGCACAGAGGGUAUCAGAAUGCAUGAAGCGAUGUGUGGAACUAUUGCAAAGACGAAGGCAAAGUGAUGCAGAGUUGGCCUUGGGUUUGGUCAGUGAGGCUUUGACAAUAAGCACCUAUUCGGCAAAACUACUCGAAUUCAAAGCAGAUGCCCUUCUUAUGCUGCGGAGGUACGAAGAGGUGAUUCUGUUAUGUGAGAAGACACUUGAACUUGCUAAGUCAAAUGCUCCACCAUAUAAUUUCAGUUACCAGUUGUCAGAGUUAGAUAGUACUAUCACAGAGAGAAGUGCUUCCGCUGGGCUCUGGUGUGUUUCUAAAAUAGUCAAGUCAUACUUUUAUCUCGGGAAGCUUGAAGAGGCUGAUAGUUUUCUGAAAAACCAAGAGAAAUCAAUGCGUCUAAUGGAAAGUAGUGGACUCAAGAAUUUAGAAGCUUUUGUUCCUCUAGCUGUAACAAUACGUGAGCUCUUGUGCUUUAAGGCAGCUGGAAAUGCAGCAUUUCAAUCAGGAAAGCAUGCAGAAGCUGUUGAGCACUAUACAGCUGCUGUAUCAUGUAAUUUUGAGUCACGGCCUUUCACAGCAAUUUGUUUCUGCAAUCGUGCUGCUGCAUACCGAGCUAUGGGUCAAAUUUCAGAUGCCAUUGCAGAUUGCAGCCUAGCAAUUGCCCUUGAUGGAAAUUAUGCGAAGAUGCUAGAUGAAUGUGGAUCGACUUUGAAUUUUUUUUACCUAAAGGCACUCUCAAGACGAGCUUCUCUUUUUGAGAUGAUCAGAGAUUAUGAACAAGCAGCUUCAGAUCUUCAGCGAGUUGUAUCCCUUCUGACAAGGAAUAUGGAAAAUAAAGUUGGUGGAUCUGGAUCUGGAUCACAUAACAAUAUGAGUUCUGUAAAUGAGAUUCGGCAAACACAACAAAAGCUUGCAGCCAUGGAGGAAGAAGCCAGAAAGGAAAUCCCCUUGAAUUUUUACCUCAUAUUGGGAAUUGAUUCAUCUGUUGGUGCAUCAGAAAUUAGGAAAGCCUAUAGAAAAGCUGCACUCAAGCAUCACCCUGAUAAGGCUGGGCAAUCACUGGCUAGAAAUGACAAUGCAGAUGAUGGACUGUGGAAAGAAAUAGCAGAAGAAGUCCACAAGGAUGCUGAUAGGCUCUUUAAAAUGAUAGGGGAGGCCUAUGCGAUGCUUUCGGACUUUGCAAAGCGUUCACGUUAUGACCUUGAAGAAGAGAUGAGAAAUAGUCCAAGCAGAGGCAAUGAUAGCAGCCCAUAUAGAACACACGGAUUUUAACAAUUAUCCGUUUGAGAGAAGUGUAAGUAGAGGCCACUGGGAAGAUGUUUGGAGAGCAUAUAAGAGUACCCAGUCAAGAGAAUCAGAUAGAAAUAGAGAAAAUUGGUAGUUCUGAUGAACUUACAGUACUUGAGAUUCAUACAAUUUUAUGCACCUCGUGUUCAGCAUUUUGCUUGCGUGUAUAGUUUGCUGUCACCUCAGUACAUGGGAGAAAUGACUGGCAGAACUUAAAAAGAAAAGGCGUGAAAUUUGUGGAUGAAGUAUUCAACAUGCUGACACCUUGGCUUUCCAUAUUUGGCAGUUCCUGACUAGUCUCGAGAUGGGUGUACGGGUAAAAAUUGUUGCAUAAACGUUGUUUGAGGAUUCCAACAACGGGUUUGGUAGCUGGGAGAGAUGCAGGUUUGGUAGCUUGGAGAGAAAUUAGCAUCAAGCUGAACUCAUGCAUGCAGAUAUGUGUAGGCAACAAACAAGGAAAGCCUGCGUGUUGUAUAGUUAUCAAACAUUGUGAAUUAAUACAGAAGCUGUUCAUGGCCCUGGAAACCCUGCUAGUUUUGGUGCUAGCCGAGACCAAGUCAACAGUUUGAAAAGGAUGCUGUGGAUGACUAAUUUUGAUCUCACUUUCUGCGCUAGUGUAAUAUUGCAUUCAAGUUUUAAGCUAUACUUGUAAUUUUGUUUGUGUACAGAAAUGCCUGCUUGUUUCAAUUGUAUUUGAAACGUCCUAAGUUGAGUGAUUAGAGUGAGGUUAAUGUUCGUUGAUUAUUUUUUUUCCUUUUCAUUUUCCAGAUUGUGAGUGGUUUGUUUUUUGUUGUUGUAAUGCACUAAAGUCGAUUAAUUUUGAUCGAUUUGAAAAUUAUUUGAUUUGUUUUCAGCCAA